Alternaria viburni is the source of this 735-nucleotide messenger RNA. RefSeq lists its product as uncharacterized. The record is from RefSeq and is a predicted model, not a curated record. NCBI's taxonomy places the organism in Eukaryota, Fungi, Ascomycota, Dothideomycetes, Pleosporales, Pleosporaceae. The coding region runs from base 1 to 735 and encodes 244 amino acids. The transcript is spliced from 2 exons.
AUGGGCGCUAAACGCGCAUCUAAGCAGAGCCCGAAGAGAUCUCACGAAGAAGUCGAUGAUGACGACGAAGAGCCCGCCUUCGGUACACCGCCUCCCAAACGCGCAGCCAGGAGCACAAGCUCAGCAACAAAAGCCAAGACUACGAAGAAGAAGACGCCUGCUCCAAAGAAGCCUGCGCCCAAAAAGCCAGCCCCGAAGAAAGCAGCAGCCAAGAAACCCGCUCCUGCAGCAACACCCAGCUCACGUCCCUGGCGCAACCGCAAAGCACCAGAGCGUUUCGAGGAGUUUGAGGAAAAGCCCACUUCCAAAGCUGCCCCGACCAAGAAGGGAUCAAGCAAAGUUUUCGAUCCAGUUUACAUCACCACCAACUCCUCCAGCCGCCUAGUCAAAGCUGACAUCUACCACAUGCUCCUUGAAGGACCAGCCUGGACCAAUCUCAGCGCAGAGCAGCAAACUACACUCAUAUCUAUGCUCCCCGAGAAUAACACGCACCAAGCUCUGCUCGCCAAGAUCAGCGCCGGCAACACAGAAGACACACGGCCUUCAGCCUUCACGCUAGCAAACAACUGCUUCCGUACCGAUGUCGCCAAGUUCCAAGAAGAUCUCAAGAACGGUCAUUUGGCCAAGACGUGGCAGGCUGCUGCUGAGCAGGCUGUGAUUGAACGUGCGGCGGGGGAGUAUGACGAGUGGAAAGCGGCGGAGGCGGAGUCGUGGUGGGGUCAGAAGAGCAGGUGA